AUGUUCAACCGGUGGUUCGAAAGUGGCCUUCUUUACGGAAGUAACGAGAACAGCAACAACACUUCUUCAUCCGAAGGAAAGAAACAAUCACUUGUGCCAAAAAGGAUGGUUCCGUCUUCAAAAUCACAUCGGACCUCUUCAUCCUCAGGCGAUUUGCCACCUGAAACGAUCCCGAAAAAUCUACAACCUCUUCCUGUAAAUAACAUGACCAUCACACAACAAGAAAAUAAUCUAACUUUGAAUUCUAAUAGAUUAAUACUUGUAAAAAACUUGAGUGAUUUUUCGGUAAAUUCUCAAUUCGUUUUCAACGAUGAAGACAGUAAACGAUUGUUUGCAGUUUUCAGAACCCGAAAAAACAAAAUCUACGCAAUGGAUGAAAAAUGUUAUCACAUGGGUGGACCUUUAGAAAAAGGAGACAUUGAAGAUUUAAUGGUCUAUUAUGAUUCUACAAAAACAAAGAAAGAACAUCCAUGUGUGGUUUGCCCAUGGCAUCACUAUUACAUUUCUUUAAAAACUGGAGAGUCUUUUUAUUUAGAUCUUGAUCGGAAAUAUAAAUCCAAAGGUCAACGACAACGAACAUAUCCAUUAUAUUAUCAUCCAAUAACUUUGGAUCUUUACUUGGAGUUGGACCAUCGUUUGGAAUUAAAUCAAGACAAUAAUGUAUGCGAAUGCACCGAACACAAUCACCAACCAUUACAAACACUCGAUUCAGAUCAUUAUGUUAAAAUUCAUCAACAACAACAAAAUCAAACCGAUUCAAAACCUCACUCAGUGGUCAACCUUAAAGAAUUACGAGAAAAAAGAGAACAACAAAAAACUUCAAGUUUUAACAACAAGCAAUCAUCCUCGAACUUACCUCCCCUCAUUCAUAUUAACAAUUUACAAAGCAAGACUGGUCAGCGAAAGUAA
Messenger RNA from Naegleria lovaniensis, 909 nucleotides. RefSeq lists its product as uncharacterized. The record is from RefSeq and is a predicted model, not a curated record. NCBI's taxonomy places the organism in Eukaryota, Heterolobosea, Eutetramitea, Acrasida, Naegleriidae. Gene Ontology annotation, molecular function: 2 iron, 2 sulfur cluster binding. The transcript is spliced from 3 exons. The coding region runs from base 1 to 909 and encodes 302 amino acids.